AUGGCAGACAUCACAGUUCCUAUGCUCGACAAGCGCAUCAAACUUGUGGUAGGAAUAGAUUUUGGCACCACUUUUAGCGGGUAUUUUUACGUCAAUGGGCUCUUCGCUGAUUGCUGCAGCAUCUGCUGGGGGCUGGAGGGUGAUGAUGAUAUUGAGGUUAUUCAGGAAUGGCCUGGAAAGUUUAAUGUUGUACAAGUCACCUCACCAAAGGCUCCUUCUGUUCUUGCAUACCAAUAUGACCAUGUUAGAUGGGGGUAUCAGGUCGACGAAAUGAAAGAAGCAGUGAGGGGCGUAAAACUGUUGCUGGAUAAGAGUAAGGAGCUGAAGUUUGGGCCUGCUAUCGAAAGCGAGCAUAUUAUCGAGAAGAUGUUUCGAACCCCCGUUGAUGUUGCAGCUGAAUAUCUGAAGGAGAUCUUCACACAUGCCAAAUGCAUUCUCGAACGACGAGGAAUUGCCAGUUUGAUGAAGAACAUGGAUGUUCAGUACAUCUUGACCGUGCCAGCAAUAUGGUCCGACAAGGCCAAAGAUUUGACCAUGCAAGCCGCCCAUCGCGCUGGCAUCCCGGAGUCUGGUCUCCUUCUCCUCUCUGAGCCUGAGGCAGCCGCAAUUUAUACUAUUCGCACAAUCCAGGCAAACUCCAUCGCCAAAGGUGAUUCUUUCAUAGUCUGUGACGCGGGCGGCGGAACCGUGGACCUUAUCACCUAUCGGAUUACGCAAACGGAACCGAUCAGGAUGGAGGAAAUCGUAGAGGGCACAGGAGAGGUAUGUGGCUCAGUAAUGCUGGAUGAGCGAUUCGAGGCUUUCUUGUCCAAUGCAGUUGGGGAAACGCGAUACCUAGGAUUGCCCGAUUCUAGUAAGCGCCAUGCGCUCCUGAAGUGGCAGAACGACAUUAAGCCUUCGUAUUCGGGUCCUGAAAAAGACGAAUUCCUUGACGCGGGUUACACGGUACCCAUUCCGGGUGUUCCAGAUUUCCCGGAGAAGCAAAUUUAUCAGGGUAUGCUUCAUUUGGAAAACGAGGAUGUUCAGCAGAUCUUUGACGCUGUGGUGGAGAAAAUUGAGAUUCUGAUCUACGGCCAGCAAGAAAAGGCCAUCAAGGCCGGUGCAGCUCCAAAGGCUAUUUUCCUUGUUGGCGGUCUUGGUGCAUCGGAGUAUCUCUACAAGAGGCUAUCAAAACGAUUUGACGGGCUUGAUAUCAUGCAACCAAAGAAUGCUGGUGCUGUUUACCGUGGGUUUGAAGGAAACCAAAUCCAAGAACGUAAAUCUCGCUGUCACUACGGCGUGAUAUAUCACACCUAUUUUGAUUCCAAUCUUCACAAAAAGAAAGAUAGAUUUUGGUGUCCAUACGAAGAGAGAUGGAAAGCUAAUGGUAAUAUGCGGUGGUACAUUCACAGAGGCGAUGCUUUUUCUGAGGGAAAGCCAGUAUCCUUUCCUUUUUACAGAACUGUUCCUCUGGAUGGUUCAUUCGUGUUCCACGAUUAUCUGCAUGUCUGUGUAAUGGAGAAAGCGCCAGCCCUUUUUGGAAAUGGUGAGUUCUUCCAAAAGAGUGUGGCUCAGCAUUGUAGGCUCGAAUCAGACUUGAGCAAGAUCCCAAAGAAAUUAUUUAAGAUUCAUACGAAUUCUCGGGGAAUUCAGUACUAUCGUGUCAACUACAAUAUGGUUCUGACGCCUCAAAGCAUAACUUUGCUCUUUGAAGUGCAAAUGAACUCCAUGAGCUACGGAACCGUACGAGCUCAAUACUACUAG
Messenger RNA from Penicillium waksmanii, 1743 nucleotides. Its product is annotated as Hsp70 family protein. The coding region runs from base 1 to 1743 and encodes 580 amino acids. The record is from RefSeq and is a predicted model, not a curated record. Lineage: Eukaryota; Fungi; Ascomycota; Eurotiomycetes; Eurotiales; Aspergillaceae. The transcript is spliced from 11 exons.